UUUUGUGCGGCUUUUGCUUGUGCACAAAGAAGAGACGAAGAGAGCGAGCAAGAAGAGAGUGCAUAAAGUGACGACGAAAAUGAGAGCAGCUCGGCAUCUUGCUGACCUUUUCUUGAUAAGCAACUACAGUUGUAGCUGAAGCUGGAGAAACUGUUUGAAGGAAUUCUGUUAUUAUCAUUGCUUGUAGCUCCGUUAUACUCAGCUAGCUAAUUGUGAUACACGAGCCGUCAAAACGUGACAAAUUACAAAUUGUUUUGCUACUGAACUAUUUUCGGGCCAAGCCGGGCGUGUUUAGUGCAGUUCAGUUAACAUUGAUAGUUCGUUCAGCUCACAUGCAAUAAAACAUUUAAGCAGUUAAGUAGCUAAAAUUGAUUUUUAAAUGGUGCACAAGUCAUGGAGUCUGCCCCGCCAGCUGACAACGCUAGAAGUUGGCGCCACAGCUGAGACAGUGGAAUCUUCUACAACAAAUUGCCGCCUUUUUGGUUCAGCUCGACUCACUUACACUCUCUGCGCCUUUUUCUACAAUGCUCUUCAAAUGGGUAUGCGCAACAUGCUGGGCCUCAUCAUUUUGCGCAUGGUCAUGCCGCGUCAAGGGGAAUCGUUGGUGGUAACAUUGGAGCAGAAGUUGUUUAACCUUACUGAUAUUACACCAAGCUGUAAGAAUACGGUGCUGCCGGUGGACAGCCUCGAUGUUGCGCAGUCUGGUGAUUUGCCAUGGACCCGCAGUCAAGAGCUAACUUUUCCUGGAACUUUCUACUACGGCUUUGUUGUUGCCUUGCCCUUGGCAGGACUGCUGGCGGACAGAUUUGGUGGCAAAAAGUUGUUUAUUAAUUCAAUGGCAUUAAAUGGCUUAACAUAUAUAGCGCUACCCUUGUUGGCUCAUCAUAGUUACGCCGUAGCGGUCAGCAUUCUUGUUAUAUCCGGCUUGUGUACGGGCUGCGGCAAUCCACCUUUGUAUCAGCUGUUUGUGGUUUGGGCUCAUCCCGAGGAACGCACUACACUACUCUCCUUUGCCUACAGUGGAAAUAUAAUAGGCACCAUGUGCAUCUAUCCAUUGGCAAACUAUUUAAGCGACUACGGCUGGAGAGUGCCCUUCUAUGUGCUCGGAGCUACAACUCUGUUAUUCGCUGUACUUUGCAAUUGGUUGGUCUACAAUAGUUUGGAUGAGCAUCCACGCCUGAGUGCAGCCGAAAAAGCGUAUUUACUCUCCACACAGCAGUUGGAUGCUACACAAAAUUUCAGCAUACCCUGGACAGCUUUGUUGACCUCUAUGCCUGUGUAUGCUUUUGUGCUUACCCACAUCUUUCAUAGUUAUGGUUUUCUGCUCGUCGCGCUGGUCCUACCACGUUUCAUGCGUGAAGCCAUGCAGUAUAACAUGAAAGAGAUUGGUCUACUCGCUUCGGCGCCAUUUCUGGGUAGCUUACUCUCAAAGUUUAUUUGUGUUUUGAGCUGUGCAUUUAUAGAGCGCAGCUUUGCCGAUUAUCUGAACGGGCUGCGUCGUCUCUUAUACGUCAUUUGUAAUAUUGUUGCCAUCAUUUGUAUUGGCGCAAUUAUAUAUGCCAGCUGUGAACAGAAAACACUUGUUCUCAUGAUGUUUGUUGUGCUGGGCGCUUUUGCAGAUUUAGCUUUCAGUGCUGGAUACUGGCCCAGUUUAUUAUAUAUAGCGCCUUCGUUUUCUGGCUUGUUGUCCGGUCUAGCCAACUGUCUUGCACAUCUUUCCGGAUUUCUAGCUCCCAUACUGAUCAGCAGCUUGGUGCACAUUGGACUUAAAGCGGAGUGGGAUUUUGUCUUGUUAUCUUUAAUAGUUUUUAAUGUAUUAGGCAUACUUGUUUUUGGAUUCUUUGGCAGUUCAUCGCUGCAAUCAUGGGAUCCACGUAGUCAAAGUUUAGCUACAAGCUCAAGCCCUACCACUUAUAAUAGGAAAACCCAAAAUUAGUAUGCAUUUAUGUCCACAUUUUUAUUAUGUUCUAAAUUUGUUGACUCCUGCGUAAAAUAUUUUUUAAAUCUCACGUUUGUUAUAAAAGGUAGUGCGUAAUUUGUAGUUUAUACAUAUUUUUGUGACAGUCUAUUUUCAUUGUUAAUACCGAAAUACGUCACGUUUCUUUAAGCUCUGUACAAUAAAAUUUAUAUGUUUAUUUUUAAAUAAAAACGGCUAAUUGAGU
Molecule: messenger RNA, 2162 nt
Organism: Drosophila busckii
Lineage: Eukaryota; Metazoa; Arthropoda; Insecta; Diptera; Drosophilidae
Product: sialin
Exons: 7
Coding region: 380-1936 (518 amino acids)
Biological process (GO): transmembrane transport; monoatomic anion transport
Molecular function (GO): transmembrane transporter activity
Source: RefSeq, a predicted model, not a curated record